Xenopus laevis (African clawed frog) is the source of this 390-nucleotide messenger RNA. RefSeq names its product dispanin subfamily A member 2b. The record is from RefSeq and is a predicted model, not a curated record. NCBI's taxonomy places the organism in Eukaryota, Metazoa, Chordata, Amphibia, Anura, Pipidae. The transcript has 2 exons. The coding region runs from base 1 to 390 and encodes 129 amino acids.
AUGGAGAACAAAGAACAAGAGCAGCCAAUUACACAGUUUGAAAAAACACCCAGAUCUUACGGCACCCGUGGCUAUGAACCUGUUGAGAACACAACAUAUGGGCAAGCACAGGCCAAUGCAGUGACUAUAGAAAUGUCAGACCUUGAAGGAGUACGGGAUCAUUUGGCUUGGUCAAUCUUUAACAUGGUGUACAUGAAUAUAUUUUGCCUGGGACUCGUUGCCCUUGUUUUCUCUACCAAGUCUCAAGAUCAGAAGCUGCUCGGGGACCGCGAUAGAGCAAAACGUUAUGGAUCUUUCGCCCAAGCUGUCAACAUUGCGGCCUUUGUGCUCAGUUCAAUAGCCUACAUUGCUGUGCUCGUCGUACUUGUGAUUAAUCUUCCGAAAAAAUGA